Molecule: messenger RNA, 1104 nt
Organism: Mesocestoides corti
Lineage: Eukaryota; Metazoa; Platyhelminthes; Cestoda; Cyclophyllidea; Mesocestoididae
Source: the annotation of a GenBank genome assembly
AUGAACAUAGCAAACACCCUCUUGGGCCUACCGAUCUCCCCCCCCCUUCCUCAACCAGACAAAACGGCAGCUCUUUACGAGGCCGAUCGCAGCAGCCUGGAGAGGGGAGGAGGUGUCGCUGUCGAGAACCUACCUGCCUGUACCAAAUGCCGCCUCCCCAUUGCUGAUCGAUACGUGGUGAGGGUGAGGGGCUCCGUGUUGCACACCGACUGUGCUGUGUGUGCAGUUUGUGUUUGUCCCUUGCGCGACCUCUGCUUCGUCAUCGGGGGGCAGCUGCUUUGCCGCCGACACUAUCACGAUCUCUACGCGAUAAGGUGUGCCACCUGUAAACAGCCGAUGCUGAGCCACGAGUUGUGUAUGCGCCUGAGCGCAGAUGAGGUGCACCACGUGUCGUGCUUCGUCUGCUCCGUCUGCCGCAAGCCCCUGGCCUCCGGCGUCGAAUACGCCCACGACCCCACCACCGGCGCCCUCUUCUGCAAGGCGGACUUCCUCAACCGCGGCGCGGUUGAUGGUGGUGGUGGCGGGGGGGUCGUGCCGACGCAUCACCCCCCGCAGUCCCUCACCCCUGCUCCCUCCGCCCCCGCCGCCACUGCUGUUGCUGCCGCUGCCACCACCGCAGGAUGCUGCGUCGGCAGCGCCGGCGGCGGCGGUAAGCGUGGAAGGACGACUCUUUCUCAGGACCAGCGAGCCAAGUUGCAGCGGGUGUUUGAGGAUAACCCGCGGCCACCGCGAAAGGUUCGCGAGACCCUCGCCCGGGAAUUCGGUCUGCCGGUUAGAGUGGUGCAAGUCUGGUUUCAGAAUCAGCGGGCCCGCGAAAAGAAACUCGCCUCGUGUCACCUCAGAGACGCCACUUCCUCCCAAGCCCACCACCCCUCGCCCGCUGGCUACGUCGGCCCCGUCGAUGAGACCCCGUCGUCGGCAGGUGCGCACCUCGCUGUACCCACUUUGGUUUGUUUGUUUGUUUUUGCCUUGAAAGCACCCUGCGCACGCCUUCUCACUCUGCGCGUGGGCCAGUGGAUUCCGUUAGUGCUGUUUCGACUUGUCGCGGUUCAACGGCGCCCACUUCGUGGCGUCUGGUUCGAUGAGUUGUGCGUUCGGGUGUGA